This is a messenger RNA of Abrus precatorius (Indian licorice), 1347 nucleotides long. RefSeq names its product BTB/POZ domain-containing protein At3g22104-like. The transcript is spliced from 2 exons. Lineage: Eukaryota; Viridiplantae; Streptophyta; Magnoliopsida; Fabales; Fabaceae. Bases 1 to 1347 code for a protein of 448 amino acids. The record is from RefSeq and is a predicted model, not a curated record.
AUGGAGGUAACUCCAUCCAACGUGGCCAUGCUAUGUUCUGCUGCUCGUUUCUUGGAGAUGGAAUGUGAUAAUGUUCUUGGAACACACAGCUUGAAACCCCAUAUUGAAAAGUUUCUUGAAGGGAUUCGUUUCUGGACUUGGUCUGAGCUCCUAGAGGCAUUGAAACAGUGUCAAGACUUAAUUUCUUCAAAAAGUUAUUUGGCAAUUCUGGACAGAAUUGUUGAUCACUUGAUAGAAAGGCUACUAAUUUCACCGGGUAUUACAAGCCCAUAUACAUGUUCCUCUAACAGAUCCAGCUUCCAGUUUUCUUGUGAUACAAGCAGUAACAACAGCUGGAGAAAUAACUGCUCUGGGGCUACAUGGUGGUUUGAACAUCUUGUGUUCUUGAAGAUUGAUUUGUUGGACAAAGUCAUAAGGACAAUGAUAUCUCAUGAUUUUGAUCAUGGUGUGGUCUCUAGGUUUCUGUUCUACUAUCACAACUCAAGUUGUCUUGGUGCUAUACAUGCUGAGAAGAUUGAGACAACCAAGGUUGUGAUCAAUCUUCUUUCAUUGCUAGACUUAAGAUCAAUUUCUUGCAAGGAUUUGUUCAAUCUUAAUCGAAUUGCUAUUAGCUUGAAAAUAAGCACAUGUUGUAUAAACAAGAUAGAAAGUCUCAUAGGUCCUCUGCUGGAUCAAGCAACAAUAGAUUAUCUACUUCUUCCAUCUCCACACGGGAGGGUUCAUGCAUAUGAUGUUGAUUUUGUCCUACGGCUCAUACACAUAUUUUUCAUUGGAGGAAGUUUUGAGUUAACUUUGAAUCGACUCAAGAGAGUGGCGAAAAUGAUGGAUUUGUUCCUUGUUGAAGUUGCACCAGAUCCCAAUCUCAAACCUUGUGAACUUGAAGCAUUGAUUACAGUGCUCACAGAUAAUGCAAGGGAAUCUCAUGAUCAAUUAUACCUAGCCAUUGACAUGUAUCUAAAGGUCCAUGCAGGAUUAAGUGAAAAAGAAAAGAUGAGUAUCUGUUAUACACUGAACCACGAGAAGCUCUCAGCUGAACUUUUCAGACAUCUUACUCGAAACUUGACAUUUCCUUCAGAGGCAAAACCCAGAGCUCAUGUUACUAGACAAAACCGAAUGAAGACCUUACUCUCAGAGAAUGAUCAUUUGAAGACUUUUUUUGACUCCAUGUUUCGUAAAAGCUUCAAGAACAUAGAAGUGAAAGAGGAUGAUGAAAAGGGAAUCUAUGAUGCUGAUGAGCUUAGAGGAAAUUUGGAAGGAAUGCAGGGUGGGACCCAACUGGGUAGUGUAAAGAAGUCAGGGAUUCAUAUCAUGAGCAAUGCUUUAUACUUGCCAAAACUUUGUUCAUGA